AAUGUCAGAAGCUACUGGGACAUUUCGUUUUAGACCGUUGGUAGAUGUGAAUACGCCUUCUGGAACUUCAUGGUUCGUUUCCUCCGUGUUUGCAACAUGGCGGGCGCAUACCAAACAAAUAAAUAAACAGACAAGACAGAUCUGUCCUGGAAGAGGUCCUCCUUUUGACAUUGUUUCUAGUUUUACUUAGAGUGAGUUCGAACAACUUAUUUGAAAUAUGUCAAAGUGACCUCAGUUAUCUGCUGACCAGCGACUGCUAUGUUUUUCUCGAAUCUAACAGAAAUUCCAUUGUUUUCCUCUGAAUGACAGUCACAGUUCACCAUGAAGGACAGAAGUGAUACUAUAAUUUUUAAUAUAAGUAAAAAUGAACAAUUUCGCCUGGAUGAUACCUACAAAACACUCCACCGAAAACUUAAGGGAAGUUGGCGUGUUGUUGUGAACAAGGAUGACAUAAAUCUUGAAGCGAUCACUGGCGCUAGCCUCUUUGUCCUUCCCGGGCCCCGCCAGAAGUUUACUGAGGCAGAAGUAGACACUCUAAAAAAAUAUUUAGAAUCUGGGGGUAGCAUAUUAGUUUUGCUAGGUGAGGGAGGUGAAAAGUCAUUCAAUACCAAUAUUAAUUUUAUGUUAGAGGAAUUUGGCAUCAUGGUUAAUAGUGACUGCGUAGUUCGCACUCAUUACUACAAAUAUUUUCAUCCAAAAGAGUGUCUGGUAUCAGGUGGAGUGCUAAACAGAGGUGUCACUGAGGCAGCAACUCGUAUUGGAUCUGCUGGGUCAACUGGGCCCUCAGUAAAUGGCUACUCUAGGUCAACCAAUGGAACCAACCACCAGUCAAAUCUGAAAUUUGUUUAUCCAUUUGGAGCAACUUUGAGUGUUGCCAAGCCAGCAGUCGCUGUUCUUUCUACGGGGACUGUUGCCUUCCCUCUCAAUAGACCUGUUUGCGCUUUCUAUUCCCAUCAGCCAGCUGGGGGCUCCUCACGCUCCACUGAGAGAAGCGGGAGAUUGGUGGUCCUGGGUUCUGGUCACUUCUUUGCGGAUCCAUAUUUGGAAAAAGAAGACAAUGAUAGGCUACGUGAUGCAAUAUUUCGCUAUUUAACAACCGAUCAAGUUCAGUUGAAUGCAGUAGAUGCUGAAGAUCCUGAGAUUGCUGACUACACGCCUGUACCUGAUAUAAGUUACUUAGCUGACCGGCCCCGACUUUGUCUUCAAGAGAGUGCCGUUGACAUUCCUCUGGACUACACUUCACUGAUAGACACUCGGCUAUUUUCUCUCCAUACUGGAGUAGUGGCCGAUGCAGUCCGGGCCUACGAAACUCUUGGAGUAAAGCAUGAGCCACUAAGGCUGAUAACUCCCCAGUUUGAAACACCCUUGCCUCCCUUGCAAGCUGCUGUGUUUCCACCAUCUUUUCGAGAGCUGCCACCACCUCCUUUGGAGUUGUUUGACCUAGAAGAGGCUUUCAGUUCUGAUAGAUCCCGUCUCGCUCAAGUUACCAACAAGUGUGUGGUCCCUGGAGGGGCAGAAGAUAUAGCAGAUUUAGAGUAUUUUGUUCGUGAAUGUGGGCGCAUUCUAGGGGUUUCUGGAAAUGAAAAUGAGAGUGCCCAUUCUAUUUUACAUAGUGUUGCUCUGACUAUAGCUGAUUUUAAAAAGAGUGGGCAGAUUUUAAGAGAGGGUACUUAG
Thrips palmi is the source of this 1674-nucleotide messenger RNA. RefSeq names its product intraflagellar transport protein 52 homolog (gene IFT52). Gene Ontology annotation, cellular component: centriole; intraciliary transport particle B; cilium. The record is from RefSeq and is a predicted model, not a curated record. Gene Ontology annotation, biological process: intraciliary transport; cilium assembly. Bases 322 to 1674 code for a protein of 450 amino acids. NCBI's taxonomy places the organism in Eukaryota, Metazoa, Arthropoda, Insecta, Thysanoptera, Thripidae. The transcript has 7 exons.